AUGAAGAUGACAUGGAAGAAGAACACGAGCGACAGUAAAAGCAAGACGAGGAAACGACCCAUCUUAUUGAACCCCAAUCUCCCUUUUGAAGACAUUAAUUCCAGUUCUGAUGCAGAUACUACGCCGGAGAAACUUGCGAACGACGUCGUUCAAGAGAAAACCUCGCUUCCCGAUGAAGAAGACGGCAAAGGGAACAAUCUUGCUCAAGAAUUCGAAGCUCAAGGGAAUAAACUUGCCGAGGAAGGAAAAUACAGGGAAGCACUCGGCAAGUGGGAGACUGCAAUUACUUUGAUGCCCGAACGUGUUGUUCUGCACGAACAAAAAGCUCAGGUUUUGCUCGAGCUUGGUGAUGCAUGGAGUGCUUUGAAGGCUGCAACUAGAGCUACGGAGUUGGAACCGAGUUGGGCUGAGGCGUGGAUCACACUUGGAAGGGCCCAAUUGAACUUUGGCGAACCCGAUUGUGCAAUUGAAAGUUUUGACAGAGCACUGGCUAUUAAGCCAGAUUCUGAGGCGAAAGACGACAGGCAGACUGCAUUGAAUUUAGUGAAGAAACGAAAGCAGCUUCAUUUAACAGGUUUGAGUUCUACAGAAGGUCGUUUUAACGUAGGAGAUCAAGGCUUGGGAAGCUUGUGA
This is a messenger RNA of Striga hermonthica, 633 nucleotides long. Lineage: Eukaryota; Viridiplantae; Streptophyta; Magnoliopsida; Lamiales; Orobanchaceae. The record is from the annotation of a GenBank genome assembly.